GUUUCACAUUUAAUUGAGAGAUGCAGGUUAAAUCCUCCUCUAAAAUGUGCCAAUAAGGCCCAAUAAGUUGGCCCAGAACCAAUCAAACUUUCAUCACAAAAACAAGGGUGAGAAAACUGAAUCUGAAACCCUAAACCUAACCCUUCAUUUGGAGAGAGAGAGUGAGAGACAGAGAGAGAGGAGAAGAUGAAGUUCAAUCCAAGGGUUUCCAGCAGCCGCCGCAAGAGCCGUAAAGCUCAUUUCACAGCACCGUCAAGCGUCCGCCGCGUGCUAAUGAGCGCUCCACUCUCCGGCGACCUUCGAUCCAAAUACAACGUCCGUUCCUUACCGGUUCGCAAGGACGACGAGGUUCAGGUAGUUAGAGGAACAUUCAAAGGACGUGAAGGAAAGAUCGUUCAGGUUUAUCGCAAAAAGUGGGUGAUUCACAUCGAGCGCAUAACUCGCGAGAAAGUUAACGGUUCAACGGUUAACGUUGGGUUGGACCCUUCCAAGGUGGUUAUCACGAAGCUCCGUUUGGAUAAGGAUCGGAAGUCGUUGAUUGAUAGGAAGGCGAAGGGUCGUGCUGCUGCUGAUAAGGAAAAGGGUACUAAGUUUGCUCCUGAAGAUAUCAUGCAAACCAUUGAUUAGGGUUUUGUUUUUCUAUUGUUGUUAUUGUUAUAACUAGUUUUGAUUUUUGUUAUUGGAUCUGAAUGAAACAAUUGAGUAUUUUGUGGCCUUUAAAUUUUGGUUUUGAUUUAGUGAAUGAAAUUGCAUGUUUACAUUCUCA
This is a messenger RNA of Lathyrus oleraceus (garden pea), 766 nucleotides long. RefSeq names its product 60S ribosomal protein L26-1. The transcript has a single exon. Gene Ontology annotation, cellular component: ribosome; large ribosomal subunit. Gene Ontology annotation, biological process: translation. Bases 187 to 627 code for a protein of 146 amino acids. NCBI's taxonomy places the organism in Eukaryota, Viridiplantae, Streptophyta, Magnoliopsida, Fabales, Fabaceae. The record is from RefSeq and is a predicted model, not a curated record. Gene Ontology annotation, molecular function: structural constituent of ribosome; RNA binding.